Messenger RNA from Ceratina calcarata, 6439 nucleotides. RefSeq names its product Transmembrane protein 131 (gene Tmem131). NCBI's taxonomy places the organism in Eukaryota, Metazoa, Arthropoda, Insecta, Hymenoptera, Apidae. The transcript is spliced from 19 exons. Gene Ontology annotation, cellular component: membrane. Bases 313 to 5727 code for a protein of 1804 amino acids. The record is from RefSeq and is a predicted model, not a curated record.
ACCACACGCGAUUGUCGUUGUGAAACCCGAACCGUUUACAUGAAAGUAUAUUAAUAUCGAGAAAAUGAAUAAAUGAACGAUGAACCAAUUUUAACAUGUUAGCAUUGUACUGAUAUAACAAGAAAAGAUGCUGCCAGUAUAUAAUCUGUCUUCGUCAGAUUGGCCGGACGAAAUUUGUCUGUAGAAAGGUUUCAAAUCAGACGGAAGUAGAAUCGAUACGCCAGAAUUCGAUAGUGGCAAAAGUAUGGCCGAAAGCGGAUUUUCAUUUCUGCUAAAGACAAAACAGCAAACAACACAGUGAAAACUUUUAUUAUGACUGAGUUAAAACUACUUUAUUGCAUCCUCUUGUUAACGUUUUUCGAGCUGACGUCACAAAUUCGACCGUCCUUACAUGGGCACAAUAAUGCCUUUGUACAGGAUGACAAUGACGUUCAAUACCUUUUUGACAACAUACCAAUGUCUAUGCAUAAGGAUUUUACUAAUACAGUGCAUGGGGCUGGGGAUGCAACAUCAGAAGAAGAUAAAACAAAAGAUUCAUUAUCUUAUGUUUAUUUUGAACCACAUGUUUUGGAUUUCAAAGAGAGAGAACUUGGUAUACCCCACCAAGAAACUGUGAUCUUGUUUAAUAGAGAUCACAAUAAAACCAUCCACCUUUCAUCAAUAUCUGGAAAUACUCGUCAUUUCCAUUCAUCAUUCUUUCGAAACAAAGUAAUCCCACCAUUGGGGAACACAACAUUUGAUGUUGUCUUUCUUGGUCGAGAGGAAGGUGAUAUUGAUACGCAUCUUUUUAUACAUACAUCAGAUGGAACUGUUAAAUAUCAAGUAAAAGGAAUGAGCGUCAGUAGUCCGUAUCGACUAAGACCUGUAGUGGGUGUCAAAUUACCUUUAAAUGCAACAUUUACUCCACUCAUAUAUAUGCACAAUCCACACGCAGAAGCUUUACAAGUUUUAGAGGUAUAUAGUAGUGGUGGAGAAUUUCAACUGGAAUUGCCAUCAGGGGAAGCAGAGGGUUCGCGUGAACUAUGGGAAAUCCCACCAUAUCAAACAAAACCUAUCAUAAGACUACAUUUUAAUGCUUACACAGAAAAAAAUCAUACCGCAUACAUUAGGCUUAAAGUAAAUAACACUUCGGAAGUGCUUGUUGUAACAGUCGAAGUCGAAGUUAAAAGUGGGGCUGGUCUACAUUGGGGCGGAAGUUCUGGAGUAAUAAAUUUAGGUAUGGGUGGUUCGCUUCAACCGCCCAUUCAAUAUCCUAUUGCUUUGAAAAAUUCGGCGAAAAAGCCAAUAAAAGUUAUGAAUAUAAUUAGUACACCAGUUUCUAAAGCAUUGAAACUUCAUUUCGAACAAGCGGUUAUUCCAGGAGAGACGGAUAUACCGAUUGCAAUUGGAGCACUAAUUUAUGACUGGAAGACUGGUUUAGAGUUACAACAUUUUAAAGGGAAAUUAGUAAUAAAAGCUAUAGGUCCCGGUGGUUCUAAUCAGAAACUAACAAUACCAUGGAUAGCACAAGUUUUACAGGGUGGUCUAGAAGUAAACGCAUCAAUUACGCAUUAUUGUUCUCUCCAAUCUAAUCAAGCACGAAACUUUAGCGUUGUUAAUAAAUUUAAAUUGCCGUUAGCUAUCACAAAUGUUACAAUGUCAACGCAUGUGAAGUCACUUUUUACCAUAAAGAAUUUUAUUCCAAGAGUGAUAAAACCAGAGCAAAAGGUCAAUAUAUUUUCUUUACAACUCGCAAAGGAUAGAAAAACCGAUAACGUGAAGAUGGAAUCGUCGAUUUUAAUUCAUUCGAAUGUCUCGGUAACGGAAGUCCCGUUGUUAAGUUACGAUGGUAAAGUGAGGAAAAUCGUUGCCGAAGGUAGGGAAAGCGAGGACGGCACGAUGCACUUUGGUACCGUGGGAAGCGGGACCGAAAAUGAGGCCAUUUUUGCUUUGGAGAAUCAAAAUCCUAUUAACAUAGAUUUACACGGGUGGGGGGUGAACAUGCCUGGCGCAGUACUAGAGUUGAUGGGUUGCCAAAGAGGUCCGGCUGAUUUUUUGGACAAAGACCUUCGCAAUAUCACCGUGUGCAGUCAUACUGGGAAUCAAUACAUAAAGCCCGGCUAUUUAGCUAUUUUUAAAAUAAAAGUAAAAACUCCGAUGGUGGAAGAGGAUACGAUAGUAGGCGACGUAUUUGUCAGAACGACUUACGAGAGAUUCAUCUUACCGGUUUACAUGCGAGUCGCACACGGAAGGAUUUCCUUGAAGAAGCUUAUAUUUACCGACUGCUUUCCCGGAUCGAUUUGCGUGCAGCAAGUUAAGGUGCAUUCGACAUUUGCAAGACCGAUGCAAGUAACUCGAAUCGUGCCCGUUAACAAAGAUAACAGAAUAAAGUAUAUUCCUCUGGAGGAAGCGUCGAUGCCUGUUAUUACAAAAGGAGAGAAUUACAUCGGAUCUAUGAAAAUCGAACCGUCGGUGGCUUGCAAACAUCAUUGUUAUUUAGGUUUAUCAUUGGACAGUAACGCCGGUAAACAAUGGCUGAACACGUUGGCUCUUCCGUCGCAUACGAGGGACUCCGAUUUAAACUUUUUAAACACUAGAUACAUGCGUUUUCUUAACUCGACGGGCGGUCGUUCUUGGGAUAAUAUCACGAUGCGCCUGGACACGACAGAAGUUCGUGGGCACAAAUUUUAUUUGAACAUAAAACCGCAUUGGCCCAGUCUAUUGACUGGCCUCGGUAAUAACAAAAAUAAAAUUGCUUUAGCGUUCCCUCUGACGCAAGUUGGAAACACGUCCUACAGCACGAUAAAAGUGCAUAAUCCGAGUACUAGUCCUUUAAUGAUACAGUUAGUCAUGGACUGGAAUUACCCGCAAGGGACAAGACUCUAUCAUUCGUUACCUGCUAAGUUUAAGUUCCCAUGCGCCGAGUGCGGAUCUACGGUCGCGGAAGAAUUCAAACUAGAAGAAAGUAUAACUGACAGAGAAAGGUUCGAAGAGGAAUGGGACAUCGUAGUAGCAUCGCAAUCGAUUCCCUUGUAUUUGAAGCCCUCGGAGUCAAGAACCGUACGAAUAUCAUACACGCCUUUCUCCCCUUCUUUAUCGUCCGCUCUUUUAUACAUUAGGAACAACAUGACCAUUUUGGAGGUGUUACGCGUAAUGGGCCAAGGGGCGAAUGCACAAUUUAGAUUCGGAAAUCGAAAGCCAGGUUCCACUAUGCCUUUGCUAUUCGAACUUGCUGAUAAACAUCUUAAAGAUUGUGAACGAGAACGGUAUAAACGAAAUCCGGCUCCGAACUUGACGGUGAAAAGAUCAUUUAUGGCGAGGAACACCGGGGAACUUCCAAUAGAAAUCUAUGAUUUUUAUAUUAACGGUUUACGGUGCGAGGGGUACGGUUUCAAAGUUUUGAACUGUAUGCCGUUCAAAUUAAAUCCGAACUCCACGAAGAAGGUGGAAAUUGCGUUUACGCCGGAUUUCACGUUGUCGCGUAUCGAAAGGAAGCUUCUGAUAUCGACCAGUUUGAACUCCGAUAGCGACAUUGAGAACGGUAUGGUAGUACUUAAUUUACUGGCCACCCUUCCACCACACUCCUUGGAGGCUUGUACGGCCGCGAUUGCAAGACCUUCGUGGGAACACUUCGUGCAAUGGGCAGCUAUAAGUUUCUCGUCGAUAUUGUUGAUCUGCAUUCUCGCCAUUUCGUUUCUUGAGGCGGAUCGGAUAUUGCAAGGAGCCUUGGCCAGCUUCUCGCGAGAGAGCACGGUUCAACCACCGCUAGAUUUAAGGCUGCUAUCGCACAUGUCAGUACAAUCAGCGCAAGAGACGACUUCCUUCAAAGAGAAAUUAAUUAACGAGGAAAAACAGAAGGUGAUCAAGAAGGAGGAAACGUAUCCGGAUUGGACGCUGAUGAACGUGAAGAAGUUCAAGGAUAAAGAUAACACGCAGAAGGGAUUAAAAAUACCUGACUGGACUGCGGACGAGGAACGAAGAUUCAAGUUGGAUACCGAAGCGAAGGAUCUGUUGUCGUUCAAACGUUGCGAAGAACCAGUUUUGGAUAACAGUAAUGUUAUAAGCAAUAUUGCUCUUGGUGCCAAGAAGAAGAACAAUAAAAAGCAGAACAACGUUCAAGAGGUUCAAACGGACAAUUGUGUGACAGAGAGCUCGUUUACGGAUAUUCAAGGGACUCAGGAAAAGAAGUACGGUGUAAAUACUUUUAUUAAAACGAGUCCUGUAACAAAUAGAAAAGGAAAAUCUAAUCAGGCGGCGAGCAUCAAGGUGGAAACGAAGUUAGUCGAUCACGAAGUGCAAGUAGAUACAACAGGUUUCUUGAAUAAUACUCGAAACAAUAAGUUAGAUAAUAAAAAGAAACAGACUGCGGUUAACAACAGCAAUAAUAGUCACGUAUCUUUUAAAAAGUUCGAAUCUAACAAUAAUCAGAGGAACACUCAUUUGUCCGAGGAAGAAACGUCGUCUACCACAACGGAGAGUUCGCUUCAAGAUGAUCCACCGCCUUGCAAGAAUUUCGAUCAGACAUGCGUGAAGUCCGAUAAAUUGCAACGGAAGCCUGCAACGAAAAAAACUAAGCCUCAGGCGGUCGCCUCUGUGCCAUGCGUAGAUUAUAGAGACAAUUACGAGGGUGACUGCGACGACGACGAGUACGACAAAGAGAGGCACAACAAUCCUAACAGGUGGAAAACGAACACGGCAGGAAGGUCCACCAUAAAGCAUCAUAUUCAUACGACGCGCACGGUCGAGUCAUCGUUUAAGAUAUCUCGUCAGAAUAAGAAUCCUCCUAGGAAGGAUAAAGGAUCUCAGAAACGCCGAGGUAUCGAUAAAGGGCACGUAAAAACGGCGACGUUGAAUGGAAACCCUAAUCAGAGGGAAGAUUCGACGCGUAUGCUGGGUACCGUUUCCGCACCGUUACCGCCGCCACCGUCGUGCUGGGGCGAGAAUCGAGCUAGGUUCAGCGACGUCGUGGCACGGAACCAAGAGAACAUCUCGCCGUUUACGAGCUUAAAUAAGUUACACAAAAGCCAAACGACAACGCAUAACUUGUCGAUGGUCUUCAAUAACGACACCAAAGAUAUAGAUUAUACUAAACAGCAAUCGAGUCAAGAGUUGAUACAAAAGGAAUACAGAAUAGUAUCGAAAUCCCCGUCUCUCUGCGUACAAUCCGUCGAGAAAGAGAAACAAGUUAGUCAAGAUACGUUUAAGGUGCAGAAUAAUUCGCAGCAUCAUUCAAACAGUUAUUUCAUGAACGCUUUUACCGAACCACCAUUUGAACGAGAACUGGUCCCGUACGACGAUCUUCCAGAAACCGAUGAACCGUUGAUGGAACUAGAAAGUCCUGAGGAAGACACGCGAUGCCAAUUGUGGGAAGAUAAUAAUCCAAUGUUCAAAUUGUUAUCCGAUAAUACAAAUGGAUUCCAGUUAGAAUCGCCAAAGUCUACGGAAAAGCCACCGAUACUUACGGAUACGUUGAAAGAUAAUUGGGUAACGGUGGAAACGAAUUGGGAGCCAUUGUAUACCAGAGCAGCGGUGGGAGAAGAGAGAAGCGGUGUUUGGGGAGUAAAUACAGGUGGUGUUUGGGCUGCUGGUCCAUGGGGUGCAGCUACACCUCCUGUGGUUUCACAAAUACCUUCGUUACAAACAGAAUCGGAUACGCAAGAAAGAUCGGGUUUUGAUCCAUUUCGCUCGCUCAGUACAAUUUGGACACCGUCAUCCUCAGAGUCUUGGAAAAAAUUGCACGAAGACUAAUUUCAUUCUCAAAAUAUUUUCGAUAUUGUAUCUUGUGAUAUCUCUAGACCUGGUUGAACCAAUUUUCUUUUUUUUAAUACGGAAAUUAAUGAUUAAUAUUUAUUAGCAACACAUUUUGUGAUCGAUAACGCUUAAACAACCGUCUCGUUUUUUUGUUAUUAUUCGUGUUUCGCGCAUUUUGUGAUACGUUGUUGAAUAGUACAUAAUAAUACCGACAAAUAAGUUUCGGGCAAAAUUGUUUUGUACUUGUUAAAUUCUCACGUUGUCACUUGUUGACUUAUGUUGAUUUAGUACUCUAGUAAGUGUGCGUUAAAAUUAGAUUCAAAAUUGCAAGUUUCCUUUUCAUUUUUUUGAGUUUGAACGAUCAACAAAAAUUUGAUUACAAAUGUGGUAACAGUCGAAACGCUAAAGUCGAGAGCGUGUAAACAUUUAAUUUGUGGAUUUUGCAAUUUAAUACCUACUGCUUUUGACUUUUUCUUUCUUUUUGUAUUUUCUACACAUGUACAUGAAAAGUGAUCACAAUACUCAGAGAAUAUUGGUUUUGAUGUUAUGGAAAAAAGAAACAGAAGAUAAUGGUUAAGUUAUUUGGAACGAGUGAGAACUGUGAUUUUUAUAGUCUUGACUUGUAGAAAUUUCUUCGGUAAGUUUUCAAAACAUUUUACAAAGUUGUGAUGUAUACAAAACAAAAUAAAAAUGUGUACCUACUCUUCAA